AUGGGACCUGGAUAUGAAGUCACUUUUUCCUCCAGCAUAACUUUAUAUACAUUAACACAGGGAGGUUGCAGGCUGAGUGUUGAGAGAGCUGAAUGCUAUUUCAAGCAAGCCGUUCGUGGGGUGGAAUAUCUACACAGCACAGGUAUAGCACACCGCGACACCAACCCCGAGAAUCUUCUAGUGGCGGUCGAUGGUACAAUGAAGAUAACAGACUUCAGUCAUGCAGGGAGGUUCUGGGUAUCUGGUGGAGAAAUGUCAAAGAUAAGGCUGUGCAGCAACAGAUGUGGAAGUCCCUCGUACCUAGCCCCUGAGGUCUUUGUUGAGCGGCAUUUCGAUCCAAGGCCCGUGGAUAUGUGGGCUUUGGCGAUUGUAUACAUAGAGAUGAGGACUGGGAAGCUACUUUGGACCUUCGCCGCCGAAGGAGGCGACGAAUGUUAUGACAAGUAUUUGCAAGAUCGCAGUGGUCUCUGGGGGUAUCGUCCAGUUGAAAACGUAGAAAAUGAAAGUAGCAGGAAAACCAUAAGGUCAUUGCUUGAACCAAUGCCACAGAAUCGUUCGAGUGCAUCCCAGGUGCUCAGGUCUUCUUGGUUGACACGGAUAGAAAUUGCAGCUGGCGGUCGAGUCAAUCGAUGA
Messenger RNA from Hyaloscypha bicolor E, 633 nucleotides. Its product is annotated as kinase-like protein. The coding region runs from base 1 to 633 and encodes 210 amino acids. Gene Ontology annotation, biological process: protein phosphorylation; intracellular signal transduction; intracellular monoatomic cation homeostasis. The transcript has 2 exons. NCBI's taxonomy places the organism in Eukaryota, Fungi, Ascomycota, Leotiomycetes, Helotiales, Hyaloscyphaceae. The record is from RefSeq and is a predicted model, not a curated record. Gene Ontology annotation, molecular function: protein serine/threonine kinase activity; ATP binding.